Molecule: messenger RNA, 171 nt
Organism: Torulaspora delbrueckii
Lineage: Eukaryota; Fungi; Ascomycota; Saccharomycetes; Saccharomycetales; Saccharomycetaceae
Gene: TOM6
Product: Tom6p
Exons: 1
Coding region: 1-171 (56 amino acids)
Biological process (GO): protein import into mitochondrial matrix
Cellular component (GO): mitochondrial outer membrane translocase complex
Source: RefSeq, a predicted model, not a curated record
AUGUCCUCAAUGUUCGCUCCAGGUGCUCCAGUUCCCCAAGCUCCUAAAUCCAAGUUUCAACAGUUCAAGGAAUCGCCACUAUAUACCAUUGUUUUGAACGGUUCCCUGUUCAUUGCCGGUGUAGCAUUCAUUCAAUCUCCAUUGAUGGAAAUGAUGGCUCCUCAAUUAUGA